Molecule: messenger RNA, 855 nt
Organism: Tilletiopsis washingtonensis
Lineage: Eukaryota; Fungi; Basidiomycota; Exobasidiomycetes; Entylomatales
Exons: 1
Coding region: 56-619 (187 amino acids)
Source: RefSeq, a predicted model, not a curated record
CUCGCCCAAUUUUUGCGGCGCUGGCCAACUUCGCCGCGCGCGGCAGAGCUCUCGCAUGCCAAGCUGCACCCCAGCCGCUGCUGCACGGCUCCACAAGCUCACGAGUAUCCGCAUUCGAGCUGAGCACGAACAGAGGGAUCCUCAACACCACGACGAGCAUCAGAGCGUGAAGCAUCGGUCUCUGGAGGCGCUAGGGCGCGCCGCAAUCUCUACGCGCGCUCUCUGCGGGUCCGCGGCGCGCCUCUCCACUCCCACGUCCCACGACGCUCCCCAAGCUGAUCUGCCGGCGAGCACGAGCCUGCGGUGUCCAAGAACGCAGCGGCAACUAGCUGUGAACAGCUGUGCUCGGAGCGAGGGGCUCGACCCAUCCGUACGGCAGGCUGGCUCACACGCACAGCCCGGCUGUCCGGCGCUCAUCGUCCUCGAGCGCGCACUGAGCUCGGGCCCCUCGAUCAUCGCGGCAGCUGCUCGAGCACCUGUCAAGCGCCACUCGCGCACGAGCCGGGGCUGUGGGCCUGACGUCUGCAUGUGUGCUGCCGGGCCGCUGCGAGUGACAUCACGGCCCGCAGCAGCUGCACACAGGUGCCAGCACGCUCGCGCUCGCCCGGCUUCGUCUUAAAGGCGCAGCUGCCGGGCGAGCGUCCAGCUCGGCCCCACCACUGCCUUGCUCUCCUUCGUACGCUUUGCAGCCACUAUGGAGGCACCUCAGCCACCUACCCACGGCCGCGAGGUCAAGAAGGCGCGCGCCGUCUCGCUGGCGCUCCUGCCGCUGCUUCUCUCAAACCCGCCCUUCAUUCCGGCGAGCCUCAAGUCCGAUGAGCUCAACCAGCGUCACCAGGUGGUGAGUGCAUGUGG